Dufourea novaeangliae is the source of this 767-nucleotide messenger RNA. RefSeq names its product mitotic spindle assembly checkpoint protein MAD2A (gene mad2). Lineage: Eukaryota; Metazoa; Arthropoda; Insecta; Hymenoptera; Halictidae. The record is from RefSeq and is a predicted model, not a curated record. The transcript is spliced from 3 exons. Bases 132 to 767 code for a protein of 211 amino acids. Gene Ontology annotation, cellular component: nucleoplasm; cytoplasm; kinetochore. Gene Ontology annotation, biological process: mitotic spindle assembly checkpoint signaling.
UCAGUUAGUACACUGUGCAUUGGACAUUUUAAAAAUGAUAAACCGACUCCGGUUGUAACGCGUGAAGUGCUGAGUUUUUGAAUGAUUAUUCAGUUUAUUUACUUAUAUUUGGCGGUGAUUGUUCGAAAAUAAUGACGGAAACGCAACAGAAGACGCAAUGUAUAACGUUGAAAGGCUCCGCACAAUUAGUCAAAGAAUAUCUUCUUUACGGUGUGAAUAGUAUUUUGUACCAAAGAGGCAUCUAUCCUCCAGAAACAUUCGAACCUUCCGAACAUUUUGGGUUGUUCGUUCUAAUGUCUACGGAUGAAAAAAUCAAGGGGUUCCUGGAUACUGUUCUUGGCCAGAUUCAAGAGUGGUUGAUUCAACGAAAAGUACAAAAAGUAACACUCGUCAUAACGAACGUAAAUACCAAAGAAGUUUUAGAGAAGUGGGACUUCAAGGUCGAUUACGAAGGUCAGGUUUCUAAUGGAGUGAAGGACAGUACAAACAGUGGCCUUCCGGAUGUUGGAACAAAAGAAGCAAAGGCUGUACAGAAGGAGAUUCGUGAAGUAAUACGCCAGAUUACAGGUACAGUGAGUUUUCUUCCAUUAUUGGAUUGUUUAUGCUCCUUCGACAUAUUGACUUAUACUGUACCUGACUGUGGCAUUCCAAACGAAUGGGAUGAAACACAGCCAGUUUUCAUUGCCAAUAGUCAGGAAGUACAGUUAAGAUCAUUUUCAACUUCUAUCCAUAAAAUGAAAACUGUAGUCAGUUAUAAGAAUGUCUAG